CCAUCUGCGUCUGUGUCAGUCAGAUGAGGCAGUGACAAUGCACGCGGUCGUGUGGCUGCACCUGCUCGCAUUUCUCUGGAUGUCAGGCGCCGGGGGCGCGGUGACGGGACAACAGACUCUAAAAGUAAAUGACCUUAAAACAGGCGAGAAAAUCAACAUCCUCUGUCAGACCAGUGAGGAUAACUUCAAAUUCCUGAUUCUACAAAGACGUUACUCCAAACCAGGCACAGUCAUUAGGAUUAAUAAAACAGCUCAUCAAGUCAUUAGUCCAGAAUAUAUAAACCGAACAUUCAUCAGAAGCGAGUUCCCAAAAGUAACAAUUACAAUCAGCAAAUUACAAGAAAGUGAUACAGACGUGUACGUGUGCGAGUAUUUACAUGAUGCAGAUACGAAGACGUCCUUCAUCGGCACUAGCACAUUAAUUAUGGUUAAAGGUGUCAAGACAACUUUAAAAGAAAGUCAGUGCAACAAGGAAUUCAAGCUGGACAUGUCAACCAUGUUGAUUGCCACCUCCAUUACUGCAAUCUUUGUUUUGUUGAUAGUGUUUUUGGGUAUGUGGCUCUGGAAGACAAAUCUGAUCAAGAACCUGUGUUCCAAGAAGCAAACAAAGGAGACCGUUUAUGAAGAAAUGACAGCCAAGACCAGAGGAAGUGCCAGUCUCCCCAUUUUCUAGAUCUGGGUCACUUAUACACCCUACUGGACAUUCAUAUGUGGCUUUGGCCCACUGCUCCUGUUGUACACAGAAGAGUGUAACAAAUUAUUAGUAUUUUCUUUUAAACUGUGACCUUUCAAAGUCGAUCUUUCAGUUUCAUAUUAGAACAAGAGACAUCUUGAAUGAAAUUUGCAGAUUACUUAAGAGAAACAGGGCUGAUCUGAGAUUACAUGUCAUAUAGUAUUUCUGUCAUAAAGGCAAGGGAUUUCAAACAUCCAGGCUGCAUCAUAAAACUCUAUAGAGAACAACAAAGCCUUGUGUAGCUUUUAUACCAGCCUAUGUUGUCUUGCAGGGAUACAAAAAUGGGGUGGCUUUGAAGCCUUGGCUCAUUAUAAAAGGACUGAUAUAAAAUUUGCUACGUGCCUCAUACAUAUGGAGCUUUGAAUAAUAAACAACAACAUUCUCAAUCCCACUUAUUCCAAUUCAGGGUCUUGAGGAAAGUGCAGGUGUGGCAGUAUCAUGCUGAGAGAAAAAUGAAAAUAUCCAGUCUGACCUGAUCUUGACUGUUGCACAUCUCUCUUGGGUUGAACUGUAAAUUUGCCUCCUAUGUUGACUGGACAAAAGGAGUCAAGUGGAAACAAAUUAAUGGAGAAUGACAUUAACUUAGAAGACUCUGAAAAAGUCGGCACACAGAGGUGUGGAGCUGUGUAUAGCUUCAGUAAUAGCUAAUUCCUAAUGGAAAUAUUUUUUGUUCGCUUCGCUUGCCAUUCCCCGUAUGGGCGCUACACGCUAGCCAUUUCACAGUUCUGCCAAUUACGUAUGGGGAAAUGGAUGUAAACUUUUAGCAGAUUAUUAUUUUCAUGGGAAUUGUUACUUAUGCAUAAUAGAUCUAACUAUUUUAUAUUACAGCGAGUAAUUAACC
Messenger RNA from Polypterus senegalus (gray bichir), 1574 nucleotides. RefSeq lists its product as uncharacterized. Gene Ontology annotation, molecular function: signaling receptor activity. Gene Ontology annotation, cellular component: membrane. Lineage: Eukaryota; Metazoa; Chordata; Cladistia; Polypteriformes; Polypteridae. Gene Ontology annotation, biological process: adaptive immune response. The transcript has 4 exons. The coding region runs from base 38 to 673 and encodes 211 amino acids. The record is from RefSeq and is a predicted model, not a curated record.